AUGGAGCUUGAGCUAGAGAAUAUGGUCUCUGAGGCCGCAUCUAACAGGACCAACAUUGAGGAAGCGAACGCGCUGUUAGCACAGACUGAUACCAAUCAAGCCCGGAGGUUGAAGUCCGAGGCGACGAGCCUUUUGGGAGAGAGAUACGUUAAUUUGGUUGGCAUGAAUGCUAUCGAGAUUUUAACGGUUAUCGGAAAUCUAAAAAUAUGGAUGUCCGCGACGCAACAAGAAGUUAUCGAGCUCUGUUUAUCCAUCGCUUACCCACUACUUAUUCUGCAAUGCCGGUCACUCGCAAAGAUGUUGGCAUCAUUAUCAACUUUCGAUGAUCAAGGCCAAGUCCCGGAUAUUUCCUGGCACCCGCAACAACAGACAGUAUUGGGCAGGCUAAGCCGAGGCUUCCAUUCGAGCUACACCUGGAAAGCAGCAUGGAUCAAUGUUUUUACUCGUUGGAAAAUAGAUGGAGAGGAUUCGUCUUGGCUUAGCACCAGGAUCGAUGGCAUACGCAGCCAACUGGCUGAGAUAUCCCCCAUCUUCAUUUCCAUCGAAGCGGCUUUCGGUCAGAUUACCAUCAUGACUGGGAUAUCUUUUGAUGAUGCUAUGGAAAAUAUUGAAAACACAUUCGAAAUGUUCGAGACGUAUUUGGACCAGUGCAAAGCGAAAGUUGACGAACUCAGUAUCGAAGAGCGAUCAAAACAUCUCUCACCGUUUCCAAAUCCUCCUCCGGGCCAAUCAUGGACGAGUGGUGCCAAUGUCUCAUUUAGUGGAAAUGCCCAGAGGAGAUCCUUUAGAAAGCGUGCUACCACCAGUAGCAACCAACCAGCUGUGCGGACCAUGGAGAAACUUCAAACGCAAUGGAGCCAGGCGGCAAGUCUCUUCGCACCGCUCUUUCAAUUUGCUAAAUCACCUGUCAUCCUUAUAUUGACCGUGGCAAUGCCAUUCACCAUAUACUCCACCUAUAUCUGCGAGACCCCAGACGACCUGCCCGUUGUGGACAGCAAUUUCUGGUCCACGUUGAGCCAAUGCAUUGCUGGAUUUGCAGGGCUUUACGUAGUACUCAGGCCGAUGUUCAGCACCAGCCAGAAGGAUAAGAUCCGGACUGAAUUUCCGAAGGUUUUCUAUACCAUGAUAGUACUGUCAUUUACAACCAGCAUCGCGAGUGUCUUAUCAUAUGUUUGGAGCCCACCAGCUAGCAUCCCAUUGGCUUAUGUAUCUGGAUUGGCGCUCAAUAUUGCAACACUGCUGAUUAUCAAAGACUCAGGUAAUCAGAUAAAGGAGACUAACAGAGCGAAUGAGCAGCUAGAACACGAAGUCAGCGACUUAGAGAAGGAGCUUGCUGGGUAUCGCACAGGGAGAUAA
This is a messenger RNA of Clonostachys rhizophaga, 1356 nucleotides long. The record is from the annotation of a GenBank genome assembly. NCBI's taxonomy places the organism in Eukaryota, Fungi, Ascomycota, Sordariomycetes, Hypocreales, Bionectriaceae.